This is a messenger RNA of Dunckerocampus dactyliophorus (ringed pipefish), 11503 nucleotides long. RefSeq names its product zinc finger homeobox protein 4-like. Gene Ontology annotation, cellular component: nucleus. The transcript is spliced from 11 exons. Gene Ontology annotation, molecular function: RNA polymerase II cis-regulatory region sequence-specific DNA binding; zinc ion binding; DNA-binding transcription factor activity, RNA polymerase II-specific. Bases 405 to 8747 code for a protein of 2780 amino acids. Gene Ontology annotation, biological process: regulation of transcription by RNA polymerase II; regulation of neuron differentiation; brain development. NCBI's taxonomy places the organism in Eukaryota, Metazoa, Chordata, Actinopteri, Syngnathiformes, Syngnathidae. The record is from RefSeq and is a predicted model, not a curated record.
UUGAAGGAAAGUAAUUAGCAGGAAUAAAGAGCCAAGUGUUUUUCCCCCCACAGUGAUCAGAACUCAUUCUACCUCUGGAGCUCGCACAGAACCCCUCCGUCCUCCCCCCUCGACAACCCACCACCCUGCACCCCAUCUUGUGUGUGUGUGUUUACUCCAGCCUGCAUGUAGCUUUAAUUACACUGUUGUUUGCUAAACAACUUGGACCGCGGCGGCUGCGCUCUCCUCCCUCUUCCUCAGCUUUUUUGCCUUCUUCUCUCCACUCAUAAAGCCAGGAUCACGGAAAAAGGAAUGCGUGAUCUCUCCACACGGUUUUUUUGUGGACAAGAACUACGCAGGGAGAUUGGUGCCGGAGCCGCUGCAGAAAUGUGUGGUGGUAAUGCGUGGCAGCUGUAGCCCCCGAUAUGGACAUCGGUGAGGGAGGAGGAGGGGAUGGAGGGGGAGGAGAGGAGAGAGAUGCUGACCUCAGUCCACAGGCUUUAUCUCUCCCUCUCCUGACCUUGACGCUCAUUCCUGAGCAGGGGUCAGCCUCUCACACCUCAGCCAGGACCCUUGCCAAAGAGCCCCCGACCUUGCAUGAGGAGGAGGAUGCAGAGGUGUCCAGGCCUGGAGGAGAGACACAGGUAGGGGGGAAGGAGGAUGGUAAUUUACAAGAGGAUGAAGCAUGUCAAAAGCGGUGGUUGAAGGAAAACUUCCAGGAGGAAUCUCUGUCAGGGCGAAAUGAGGAGGUGCAUGUAGGCACGGGGGUGAAGCCGGAUACAGGGGGUCUCGCAAAAGCCCAUAGCAGAAGCAGCAGCAAAGGAGGAGAGGAGAAGGAAGAGGAGGAGGCCAUCUCAAACCAAAGCCAAACCAAAUCCAAAUGUUCUUUAUUACCUCAACAGAGCCAGCAAAGCGCUUCUUCCAGCACUGCAAAGGCCAGUGGCACGCUCAACAGCAAAACAGCCGCCUCUCCAAAGUCCUCCCAAACUCCCUCCACCUCUCCAAAAAUGUCCCCUUUUAUUUCCACCUCUCCAAAGCACUUCACUUGUUCAUCCUACUCUUCUUCUGUCCCGCUGAGCGAGAGAGAGGCAAAAGACAUUAUUGGAGAUCAGGACUGGAUUUCUGGGUUUCCUCAGAGCUUUAAAUCCCAGCAGUCAACCCUGGCUUUCCCACUGGCAGGUAUGGAGGCGGCCAGCGCACCUGCUGAGGAUGAUGGGCUGGCAGGGGUUCCUCACUCUUCCAUUUCCAAUGGAGAUGGUGCCAAAGCUCCACAACCAAAUGACAGCCACCUUGAGACAGAAAUGGAUGACGACAGAGACGAAGGAGAACAGAAAGAAGCUGUCCCCAAAAACCUCAACCAAGAGCUCUCUCCAAAUUCAAUGACUAGUCACAUGACUGCAAUGCACUCACGUAAUUCCUGUAAGACACUAAAAUGCCCCAAGUGUAACUGGCACUACAAGUCUCAGCAUACGCUGCAAGUCCAUAUGAAGGAGAAACAUCCAGAGACGGGCGGUCAGUGCAUGUGCGGCGCCUCUGGUGGGAAGUGUGUUUGUGGCAGUGCAACCCGAGGUGUGUGUGGAUACUGUAGUUCAGGGAAACUCCAUCCCCGCUUGGCCCGGGGCGAAACCUAUGCCUGCGGCUACAAGCCCUACCGCUGUGAGGUGUGUGACUAUGCUACCUCAUCGAAAGGCAACCUCAGCAUACACAUGCAGUCAGAUAAACACCUUAAUAAUGUUCAAAAUGGUCAGAUGCAUACCCACAUUAGCAACAACAACAGCAGCUCUUCCAAUGGCACGGUGAUGGAUGAGCAGGCAUACAAGCUUCCACUUACAAUUUCUACAUCCGCUACCCAGCCAGCCAAGCUCACACCACCUGCACACUCUCCCUCCCAUGGCAAGCGUUGGCGGUGUGAUGUAUGUGACUACGAGACAAGCAUUGCCCGCAACCUGCGCAUACACACCACCAGUGAGAAACACACACACAACAUGCUGAGGCUGCAGAGAGGGUACUACUUGUCCCGCUGCAGGAGCCUUGCUCCCCAUCUAAAACACUUACAAAACACAGGUGGGGAGCUCUUCAACAUGCGACUGACUGCGCAACAAGUCACAGAGCAGCCAGUCACCCUGGGCUCGACACUGACUCCUUCACCGUCCCCUUCUCCUUCUCCCCCACCAGCCCCUACCUUGUCUCCCACUGGACCUCUCUCCCUGGGUGUGUUCCAGUGCCUCGUCUGCUCCUGCUUUUCCUCCGACAGCUUAGAGUCCAUGGAGCAACACCUGAGCACCCCUCGCUCCCUGCCCCAGUCUGAAUGGUGCUCCCUGGUUGCCGGUGGCUGCCACUGCAGGCUGUGUGGCUACACCACCCCGUUGAGGGCUAACUUCUCCUUGCACUGCCAAACUGACAGACACCGAACCCGCUACCAGCUUGCAGCUCACCUACAAGAAGGGGGAGACCGGGGUCAGGAAGGCGCCACCCUGCUAGCUAAGGGCAACCCAAUCCAGCUGAGGUGCAACCUGUGCGAGUAUGUCACGAGCAGUCUGGAAAAGCUACAAGGACAUUCCCAAACUUCCCACCACGAGUCCAGUGUCCGUGUUUACAGAUUCCUGCAGCAGUAUGAUGGUGAGGUUGAUGGAGGUUCAUGGCUAUUCCAUUGUCUCCUAUGCAACCACUCCUCCUCCUCUAAGAUAAAAGUAUUGAAACACAGUCAAACACAAACCCAUCAGCAAAGGGAGGGAUUGCUAAAGCUGCAGCCAAUGGGUGGAGAGGAGCUGGCAGCAAUUUUCACCAUCAGAAAAAGCCCUGAUACGGUCACAGGAGAACCCAUUGAGGAUAUGGAAAAUUCCACUGAGGUCACCACUGGUCUUUUGGACCAAACCAAAGACAACUUGGGGGUUAAGCAGAUGGAUAAGGAGACAGAAGAGAAAAUGAUAGAGGAGACAGAAAAGAGGGACUCACUCUCAGUCAAACGCCAAGCAUCUGGAUGCGGGGAAGUGGAAAACUGUAUCACAACCAAACUACCCCGAAUACACCAGCAAAGCGAGAACCAGCAGACUGUCCAGUGCCCUUUGUGCCAGAUUAAAAUCCUGCACACACACCUUCGUCCACAUCUCACACAUGUGCACAGUGUGGCGCAGGACUGUGUCGAUAAGCUCAUCAGCACAGUCAAACCAUCCAUGGAACAAUCUCAGCUGGAGACUGAACUACCAUCAAACCUGUGCACGGAUGACACUGUCAAAAAUGAAAAUGUCACAAAUAAUGAGAAAGAACAUUCUCAUAUAACUGAUUCCCUUACUUCAGAUGAUUCACCAAAAUAUGAAAGCAUUUCAGUGGAGAACACUGAGGAAAAUGUAGCCGCACCCAAAGAUGUCACAGCUCUACUCACCCCACCCCUGGAAGACAACGCAACGCACCCUUCCAAUGGAAAACUGGCUCCUCAAUCCCUUACUCACACCCCUCCCUCCUCUCCAAUCGCCGAUCCCCUUCCUCUUUCUGAUCGCCAUGGUUACCGGUUUCGUUGCAGCAGGUGCAGUCUGGCGUUCCCUACUCAGGAGAAGCUCCAGCUGCACUGGCAGUACCAUGCCAUGAGGGCGGCGACAGAAUGCCCCCUCUGUUCCAGACAGUGUCGCAGUCAGGAAGCAUUGCAGAGACAUAUGCAGAACACACACUCACAGCUGGACAACACUCAGAAUACAGUCUCACUGCCUCAUACUGUACAAUAUAUAGAACACAAUAGGAAUGAAUCAGUUCAUCAAGACAUUAGUUUAUCGCCUCAAGCUGGUCAAGAAGCAGGAGAGGGUGAGGAUGAAGAGAGGGAGAAAGAAGUGGAGGAAGAAGAUGACAUACUUGACACUGGAGAAAUUGAACAAAAAGAGGAAUUUAAAACUAAAGAGAAAGACAUAAUUGGUGAAACUGGUGGACAUGAGGGUGAUUUAACUGAGCCAGAAAAGGUGAUAACUGAGGAUGUCCUAUCAGAAGCUAGCUCCAUCUCUCAUAUCAAAAAGAGCUUCAACCCCACAAUGGACCGCUAUUUAGAUCCAUCAAGGCCAUACAAGUGCACCAUUUGUUCAGAAUCUUUUACUCAGAAAACAAUUCUUCUGGUGCACUAUAAUUCUGUGUCCCAUCUUCACCGGGCAAGGCGAGCUCUGCAGGAAUCGAACACGGGUGUUUCUUCCCCAGAGGUUCCACGUGGACACGAUCCUCGACCCUACAGAUGCAAACUAUGUGGAGUCGGUUAUAGCCAGAGUUCCACACUAGACAUACAUCUACGCUCUGUUCUUCACCAAACAAGAGCUCGUGCGGCACAGAAUCCAGGUCCACAGACACCAGUGUCUUGUGUAGCAGCUCCGAUACCGGCCACCCCUACGAGUACUUUGGCUGCUAUGACGUGUAAGGAAACAUCUAAGAGUUUGCAUUUGACCAAAAAGCCAGAUGUAGCAAGUUCAUCAGCAGGAUUCGUAGCUGAGGCCCAACUGACAGUAUCAACUGAUGGGCAACAGGCUAAAAAGAGAGUGGCAGAACUGAUAGCGUCAAGAAACCAGCUACUACUAAUGCAACAGCAGCAGCUGGCUCAGGCCCAGGCCCAAGCUCAGUUGCAACACACAGCAUUGCUCCAGGCCCAAGUGAUGCAGCACCUUCCCAUUGCACCAGAGAAUUUCCUUCAGCACUUCCCUCUGGCGCCAGAUAACUUGCUCUCUCUACAGCAACAGCUUCUUUUGCCCUUUUAUUUCUCUGGAGACAUGAAACUUAAUCCAGAGUUGGCUAUAAAGAGCCUGGAACACACCCAAUCUGAGGCAACCAAAUCCACAGUGAGUGAACACACUAAGGUAGAGGAUAAAAAAGAGGCCAAUCCUCAAACAGAUGAAAAACUAAUUCAGAGUCAAUGUUCAACGUCUGAUGAUAUCCAAAUGAAAGAGAUGCAUUUUGACACCAGAGUUGAAAAUGGCUGCAGUGAAUCCUCCAAUAGCCUAAAAGAAAAAGAAUGCAUCGGCCUUGAAGACAAAAAAGAAGAAAUGUCUGUUCCAGUUGUUAAAAAUGAGGGUCAAACACAGGAAAAUGAUUCCUCUUCAAUUAAUCUCCCUGGAUUGCAGUGCCCUCCACCUAGGGUGCCCUAUGCUGCUGUUAAUGGGGAAGCUCUUAGGGCUUUGCUCCAGAGUUAUGGCUAUGAGUUGGCAUUGCAGUAUAUACAAAGUAGACAUAGAAACCAGCAGCAGAUAGCAACCCAGAUGAUAAAUUUGAAAAAAGGGUGCUCUGAUAUUCCAAAAAUGGAGCUUUAUUCAGCGGAACAUAACCAGUCAGUUGGAGCAGAUGAUGGAAAGGUAGAAACCGAUAACAAGGUUAACAAAAGUGAAGUUGAACACUUACAGCAUUUCACAGGGGACAACAAUGGUGUUGAUGAACUGGGGAACAAGAAGAAAGACUGUUGUGGAAGUGGAGAAAAAUGCAGAGAUUGUGGCAAGUUUUUUUCAGAUGCUAUGAUUUUAAAAAGCCACCAGGAAUACAUACACAGACUACUUCUUCCCACGGCGGCGUUAGAGAGGUUUUCCAAAGAAUACAGAUUACAAUAUGACCAAAUGUACCCCUUGAAAAAGACAAAAUCUGGAGAGGAUUCGUCUGCUAGUACAAAAGUUGCAAUUCAAGCUACAUUCUCAGAAUCAGAAUCUGUGUCUGAACCGGAUAAACCUCAAGUUAAAACAUCACCUCAACUCUCAUUUUCAAAUCCUGAAACCAAAAUGACACCCGAAGACCUGACAACUGCAUCGCCACCCUCCCCUUCGUUUUCUUCUUCUCAGCCUCAGAUAUUCCCACAUAAGGAGUCAACCCUUACUUCCACAUCUUCAACUGUUACUUCUCAAAACACACCACCGGCAACGGCCAUGCCUGUUCCCUUACCAAAAAUACCUAUGCUACCUCUGCCCUUGCCCCAGCUUUCUAUUCCCUCACUUCCUUUACCCAAGCUUCCGCUACCCCCAAUUCCUUUCCCGAUGGAGCUUCCUCUCAUCCCUCCAGUUGUGAUGCAGGCUCUCCAGCCCCAAACUUGGUUAGAAUCGAGUGUGAACCCAGAGUUGGCAAAAAUCUACCAGUCUCAACUCAAUCCAGCACUACUUACGCAACAGGGACCCGUUAGUCCGGCUGUGAUUUCCCAACCAUCUCAACUUAGUCCUGCUUUGCUAGGCCAGACACACCAAGUUACCGGGUUGCUGGGUGAACCAGCCCAGACCAGCUCCAUUCAAACAGGGCAGCAGCCUCAAGUUAGUCCAACAAUACUGGAGCAACAGCAAGGUAAGAGAACCCGCACACGAAUCUCUGAGGACCAGCUGACUAUUCUGAGAAAACACUUUGAUAUCAACAGCCUCCCCAGUGAUGAUGCAAUAAACAAGAUGUCCAGUCUGUCUGGCCUACCUCACAAAGUCAUCAAACACUGGUUUCGCAACACCCUAUUUAAAGAGCGGCAGCGAGACAAGGACUCCCCUUACAAUUUCAAUAACCCCCCAAUCACAGCCCUUGCGGAGACCAGAGAGGAAGUCCCACAAAACCAGUCUCUAACACGGUCCCAGUCUUCACUGUCUCCAGGACUGCAACAGGACAACAUGCCCCAGUCCACUGACACCCAAAGAGGGGAUGCCCACAGGGGGAGACGGUCUUCUCGAACCCGCUUUACAGAGAAACAGCUGGAGACACUGCAGGGGGUGUUUGAGGCGACUCCCUAUCCUAGGGAGGAGGAAUAUGAUAGGCUGUCAGCUCUGCUUUCGCUCCCGAACAGAGUUAUUGUUGUGUGGUUUCAAAAUGCGAGACAAAGAGCUCGCAAAAGCCAGGACCGGGGAGCCGAUGAUGGAAUAGAAGGGACAAGCCAGCUCAACAUUCUUAGACAUGGAUGCGACAGGAAUGAUGAUAAUGAUGAUAACAGCUGUGAGGAUGAACAGCAAACUGACUCUCACAAUGAAAAUUCCAUGGAUCUGACAUAUGAGUAUUAUUCCCAACCUGACUCUCCUGCCUUUGAUUCUUCUUCUGCUAGUCACACAGAGAGCGAACAUUCCAUUAGCAAAGAUGAAACAACACCUACUGUCAAGAAACAAGAAAAUAAAACGGCCAGUUAUAAAACCACCAAAAGCAUUGGAAACGAUAUUACAGAUUUGGAUGCCCAUCCCAAGGAAAAAGCACAGGCCUUUCAAACAGUGUCCUCCGCAGAAGCUGACAAUUUGGUCCAACCUCAGCCAGAGAGUUCAGCAGAAAACCUCCAGCCUCAUUCUUCCUCCCCCACAGAAACCUCAGUAAAUACCAGCCAAUCAAUGUCUGAAUCAUGCCAGGAACAUAUUCAUAGUUCCUCGUCAAAUUCAGCCUUCGAAAAACCUGCAGAUACAUCACCAAGCCAGCCUUCAACUUCAGAGUUGGAAGCAAGCAGCACUCUGCAGCCUGAGACACCCUCACGUCAACCCACGGAGACCCAGUCACUGAACCAAAUCCCACCACCAAACCAGUUUCAGUGCAGUCUAUGCCCAAUGUCCCUGCCGUCAUUCCAGAUUUGGCAGGAGCAUCAGACAAGGCACCUCCUUGCGGCUCAGUCACAUGUCCAACUUCUCCACUCUGGGUUCACGGACAGAACAAUGCCAUACAUGAUGCUCCAAUCCAACCACUCCCUGAUGGCCAACCAAUUGCUUUCAGGUGCAAUGACCCAGUUGCACCCGAAUGCCACAAAUACCAUGAUUUCACACAUAAACAGUACACAAGUAAAGAACUCAUUCUCUGACCUCUCUCAGAGUUCCUUCACAUCUUUGAAACAGAACUCAAAGCUAAUAUCAGAGGCCAGUUUUGAUAUUCAAAGGUGUGGCAGAGAGAGUGAGGAAGAGCAUAGAAGAGACAAGCGUCAGAGAACCACCAUCACCCCAGAGCAACUUGAAAUCUUGUAUCAGCGUUACAGCUUGGACUCCAACCCUACCAGAGGAGUCCUGGAGGGAAUUGCACAGGAUGUGGGCCUCACAAGAAGAGUGGUUCAGGUGUGGUUUCAGAACACGCGAGCAAGAGAAAGAAAAGGACAGUUCAGGUCAAUGGGGCCAGGAUCUAAUUUUAGCUUGGGUUUUAACCACCUGCGCUGCCCAUUUUGCAGGGCUCUCUUUAAGGUAAAGAGUGCUCUUGAUGCCCAUAUGAGAUCACGACACUGGGCAGAGGCCGAAAGAGCAGGCUACAGCUUAUCAAUGAGUAAUGGAUCCAGCAUGCCCAUUGGGAUGGCUAUGUCCUCUGUCACGGAUAAACCAGGUCCAUCUGUCUCCUGUAAUCUUGUGCCAAACACGGGCAUUGCCAUCAGCAACAAAGAGAAAACAGUAAAGCAACCUGUUACAUUUUCAUCUUCUUCCAAUGAUCUGACCAACCCAGGGGAGUAUGAUGACUUUGAGGAAGAUGAUGAGUUCCCAUAUGAAGAGGGUUUAAGUAUGGCUGACCAAGGGUCACCCAGUCCAGUGGGAUCAGGGGGUCCAAGCACGGACUGGUGUGAGACUCUGCAGCCGCUGCACCACCAUCAGCAGCAACGCCAAAGGACACAGAUGAGCCACUUGCAAGUACUUCAGCUUAGAGACUUUUACAAGAAUCACCGUACACCAAAUCGACAUGAGUGUGAGGCACUAGGCCAGGAAUUGGGACUUCCUCACCGUGUGGUACAGGUAUGGUUCCAGAAUGCUAGAGCCAAGGAGAAAAGGGCAAGAACCCUGAGCUCUGACUCUGCAGAAAGAGAGCAGGCGGAAUUGACUGCUGGUGCAGGGGAGAGAGACAGAGCUUAAAGAGGUAGACUGGGUUCCCUUUAUGUUCUUCAGCUCCACCCCUACUGCCUCCUGUCAACUUCUUCUUCACUUUGCUGCCAAACCCAUUCCCUGAGCACCCCAAAGAUGCAGAGCCACAGGGGCCCAAAGAGAACCGUUUUCAGCUGAAAGUAAUAGAGCCCAAACCAAGCCCUUUCUGCAACAGCUUCUCUCAUUUUGUAUUGCUCUGUCGUACUUGGUCUGUCUUUACUUGUUGCCCCCAUUCCUGUUCUACUACCAAACUCCACCAUGGAAAAAAAACAAUGCCACAGAGGCCAAAGAGCAUUCUCCAAGUAUGUGACCUCACUGCCUGGCUAGACCUGCAGUCUACCUCUCGGUCCUCAUGACAGACUCACAGUGGGCCCUCCACCGGACAGUGCUUGAUGACUAGCUGUGUAGCAUGUACUGCUGGUCUUUACAAGGCUGGAACAAAAACAAGAGAUAUUUGUGUAAAUAGAGUGUUCUAAAAGAUAAACUUGAAGAAAAAAAAAACAAAGCAGUUAAAAAUGGAAGAUGAGGAGGAAAGAAAACAAUAUCUCGAAAUAGAUGGAGGUAUUUGCAUUGAGCUUUUGUAAAGACUGACUCAGAUUCCAAAGCUCGUAACCAAAAUUUUACAUGUCUGUCGUUUCAUCGUGUUUGUUUUCAGCAACAAACUGCAGAGUUGACGUCUGUACAGUGAUGGGUAAGAUCUGUACCUGGCGCAGGAAAAGAGAGAACCAAUAGACUGAUAGUGUGCUAGAGUGCAGCUUCACCCACCACAAGCCAAUGAUGAGUCUUCUGUUGUACACGGACACCUUCAAAGUUCCUUUUGUGGAUAAUAGCCCAAAUAGCACAGAGCAGAAAGGCCAGUUUGUCUUGAAAGGGGCAAACUAUUUUUUAUAGCGCUCAACCAUAAUACUGUAUAUGAUAACUUUAACCAAACUCUAAUUUACAUUGUGUGUGUCUAGUAAUAGUUUCUUAAUAUAAAUCUUAUGAACUGAGAAACUGUCUUGCUUUGGUAAUGGUGUCACGAUUACGAAAAGAUUGUGACAGCUUUGAUAUGUUCAGGUAAGGAUUAACUGCCUUUUCUGUUCUCUUUGAAUAUACCAAUGGCUUACCAAUGUUGUGUGAUGAAUAUAAAGCUUUCUACGCUCAGGUCAGCAGCUCAAUAUGGCUUCACCUCAAAUGUGAACCUGAUACUUUCUGGUUUCCAAAUGGAAGUGGCAUGGUUUAAGUUUGGACUAAGUAUUACAAGACAUCAACAAAAACAUCUCUGUAUAUCAAAGAUCUGAGCUUUUCACCUCAUAUAGAUUGUUAACCUUAUUGAAACUAAAGGGUUUAAUAGUGUGAGGGGUAAAUGUACAGUAUUUAGCUUUUGUAUGGUUGACUCGAGACUUCAUUGGAUGUUUGAGACAAAGCUUCUGUUUCUACACACAGACAAGGAGCUUCUGCGUACAGCAGAGAAAAACGUAAUAAUGGAUGUUAUUAAUGUUAUUUUUGUACACUUAAUUUAUUUUCCCUUUCCUCCUUCCCGCCUUCGAAGGUAUUUCUUCCUCUUUAUUUGCAACCAUCUGUAAUAAUAAUAUAACAAUAAUAGCUAAACAACAAUUAAUGCUUUAAGACAAAAACCCAAAGACGUGAUAAUACUUUAACCAUAUGACCUACAAAAAUAAGCGCUACUGUGUACUUGCUGUUUUUUUUAAAGAAGGAAAGAGUCCCUAUAUCUAAGCUACUGUUUUAUGCCUCUCAUAAGCACACUGGAGUACUCUGUAACCAAAACCCCAAACUAGAGCCAUGGCAGUCUGUAAUAUAGCGGUUAAAGAGUUUUACUUUUCUUGAGAAAUGUUGCAGUUUUUUCUUUCUUUUUUUACCAUAGUGUUAAAACUCCAGCCCUUAAGGAUGUCCAGUUUGCUGCUAAUGUACUGUAGUUUCUAAUGAUACUGUAGGAAGAUGCAUGCUCUGAUUGCUUUACCACUAGGCUUUAAUGACUACAAACUGUAAUAAUAAUGAUACCUGUGAUGCCGUUGAUGAACUGCUCCUGUUAUUCUGUUGAAAACAAGUUGGUAUAUGGGGCAAAAUUUCAUCAAGUUGGUUAUUUCAGUAUUCUGCUAAUUGACCUAAUUCAGAGAGGAUAAAAAUGGUAGCAGAAAUAUUUUUUCAUCCCAGGAAAAGGCCUCCAGUUUUCAGCUAAACAUGUUUGCUGCAUUUACUUGUCAAAUGUUAGAACGUCUAGCUGUUUGAAGUAGUUCAGCCUUAGAACUGAUAAGGUGUGGGUUUUCUGUACUUCGAUGUCUACUCCAUUUUUCCAUCUAAGACAGCUUUCCAAAGGAGGUGGACUGACUAACGCCGUCUUGUUUUGUUCUGAAACUAACCAAUGUUUACGACAAUACCAAUGAGCUUUUUCUGUGCAGAAAUGUGCGUUCGAAAACCAACAGACAGUUUUUGUAUAUGGAUUAUUUUCUGAUCUUGAUUUCAUGUGUCUUUCUUGAUCUUGGUGACUGUAAGAUGUACAUAUUGGAGUCUUCUGCGGUGAAGGGACCCUGUGAACCUUAUUGUAGGCAAAACUGACUCUUUUGUUUUUUUUCUGGAUAUGUUGUUGCCAUAGUGAUGACCAAAAAGAUACCUGUGAUGUGCACCUGUCCUUAUGUCCUGCUCCAGUGGUUUAGUGUGUCUCUAUAAUAUUCCCUUCCCCACUGGUGUGUUUCUCUUCUUUACCGCUCCCAUAUUCCACUGAGCUAAAUAAAGUCUGCUUUGGUGCA